Messenger RNA from Trichoderma gamsii, 897 nucleotides. Its product is annotated as hydrolase. The transcript has 3 exons. The record is from RefSeq and is a predicted model, not a curated record. Bases 1 to 897 code for a protein of 298 amino acids. Lineage: Eukaryota; Fungi; Ascomycota; Sordariomycetes; Hypocreales; Hypocreaceae.
AUGACUGCCGGAACUACCAUCAGAGUGCCGCAUCUGGGCGGAAUCAAUGCCGGCUACCGUCUCUCCAACGGCGCCGUCGACCCCGCCAAGCCUACCGUUGUGCUCAUCAACUCUAUGUGCACGACCACCUCUCUGUUCAACUCACAGUUUAGCAACACUGCUCUCACCGAUGCUGCCAACCUACUGGCCAUUGAGCCUCUUGGCCACGGAUCCACUGAGUGCUCAGCAGAGAACUACACCUACUGGGACACCGCCAUCAUGGCCGUCCAGGUGUUGGAUGCCCUCGGUAUCAAGAAAGCUUUUGCUCUGGGUACCAGCCAGGGAGGCUGGAUCGUCACAAGAAUGGCUCUUGUUGCCCCUGAGAAGAUUCAGGGUUUGUUGAUUCUUGGCACCUCGCUCGACUACGAGUCUGCGGCCUCCCGAGAAAAGGGUUGCUGGGAUCCCGCAACAACGCUGGGCCCAGUCGUUGACACCCUUUACAGCAAGGAACCAACCCCAGACUUCCUCAUUGACGAGGGUCUGCGUGAGAGCGUUGUGAACAUUGGUUUCUCCGGUGUAAUCUCCCCUGAAGACGUCGAAAUGUGGAAGACGACACUCAACAAGAUCUACUCCGGGGACGAAGGACGCAAGAAGCUGCGUGGAGCCUUUGUCAAUCUUUUGGAGAGAGAUGGCUUGUUGAGACGAGCGGCAGAUGUCAAGUGCCCUGUCUACUGGCUUCAGGGUAACCAAGAUCCGGUAUUCGGUGUUGAGGUACCAAAAGAGCACAUCAAGGCCUUCUCAGGCUCUGUAGAGACAGAGCUGUCUUUCACUGACGGUGGCCACUACCUCAACGCUACCACUCCCAAGGAUGUGGACGCGAAAUUACUUCAGCUGAUUAACAAGUACUCUGCUUUGUAA